ACUCCCAAAACAGAAUUUUGUUUGUUUUGAUUCGAUUUUUUUUUAUUUACCGUAAUUUCAAGAAUUAUUUUGUAAACAAACAAACAAACAAAAACAAACGACUGAAAAAUAAUCAAAUAAUAAUGUCAAUAAAACCGGCUGCCUUUGCUGGCGAUCCUGAAUCGUUAGCUGAAUUAUCACAAUGUGAUUAUUCAUUACGUAUAACAUUAGAAUCGGCAAGAAAUGGUCAAAUACCAUCGAAUCGUAAAAUUCGUGUCUAUGCUGAUGGUAUUUAUGAUCUAUUUCAUGCUGGUCAUGCUAGACAAUUGAUGCAAGCUAAAAGUGCAUUUCCAAAUGUUUAUCUUAUUGUUGGAGUGAAUAGUGAUUAUUUAACAAAUAAAUUCAAAGGUAAAACUGUUAUGAAUGAAACUGAAAGAUAUGAAGCCGUUAGACAUUGUCGUUAUGUUGAUGAAGUUGUACGUGAUGCACCAUGGAUUUUAACUGAUGAAUUUUUAUCCGAACAUAAAAUUGAUUUUGUUGCACAUGAUGAUAUACCGUAUACAUCAAAUGAUUCGGAUGAUGUUUAUACAUUGAUUAAACAACGUGGAAUGUUUUUGGCUACAAAACGUACUGAUGGUAUAUCAACAUCAGAUCUGGUUGCACGUAUUGUACGUGAUUAUGAUGUUUAUGUUCGUCGUAAUUUGGCACGUGGUUAUACUGCAAAAGAAUUGAAUGUUUCAUUUUUGAAUGAAAAAAAAUUUCUAUUACAAAACAAAAUGGAUGAAUUAAAAGAUAAGGGAAAAUUAUUGGUUGAAAAUUUAGGACAAAAACGACAUGAAUUUAUACAAAAAUGGGAAGAUAAAUCGAUUGAAUUUGUUAAUAGUUUUAUUGAAUUAUUUGGACCGGAUGGAACAUUGAAUACAAUUUGGAAUCAAUCGACAGGUCGAAUAAAACGUGCCUUAUCACCAUCACCAUCACCAUCGAGCUCUAGUCCAGAACAUCGUUCAUAUCGUCGUCAUCGUAAUAUUGAUAAUGAUGAUGAUGAUGAUGAUUCAUCAUCAUCAUUACAUGAUUUGAAUAUUGGAUUUUCUGGCUUUUCCGAAGAAGAUGAUUUUCUAAAUGAUAAUAAACGUUCAUUACAUAAAUCAUCAUCAUCAUCAUCAUCACCACCAACAACAACAAAACGAUCAAGAAUUGAUUCAAAAUCAACAAGAAAAUCACCAAAAACAAGAUCAACAAAUGUAAUUGAUGAAUAUUCGGAUAAUGAUGAUGAUGAUAUGAUUGUAACGAAAAAACAAAAUAAUCAUGAAGAAUCUUUAAAAAAUAAUCAUAGUAGUAGUAGUAGUAGUAAUAAUAAUAAUAAUAAUAAAAAUCCUAACAACAAAAUCUCAACAAAUGGAGGAUCAAAACAACGACGAACGAAACAUUAGGGAAACAAAAAACAUUUAGGAAAUACAAAAACAAAACAAAAAAAAUUCGGUUUUCAAACAUUAUCACUUUUUUUUAUUAUUUGGUUAACACAUUGGAGAAUCAUAGGGGGAAAAAAAUUUUUGUUUGUUUCAAACUACAAAAUCAUUUAUCAAAAAUACAUUUUUCUCUCACUCUCUCACUUAUAUUUUAUACUAUUAU
Molecule: messenger RNA, 1608 nt
Organism: Dermatophagoides pteronyssinus (European house dust mite)
Lineage: Eukaryota; Metazoa; Arthropoda; Arachnida; Sarcoptiformes; Pyroglyphidae
Product: choline-phosphate cytidylyltransferase B-like
Biological process (GO): CDP-choline pathway
Molecular function (GO): choline-phosphate cytidylyltransferase activity; phosphatidylcholine binding
Source: RefSeq, a predicted model, not a curated record